AUGGGGGCCGCCCGGAUCGCGCCCGGCCUGGCGCUCCUGCUCUGCUGCCCGGUGCUCAGCUCCGCAUACGCACUGGUGGAUGCAGAUGACGUCAUGACCAAAGAGGAGCAGAUCUUCCUGCUGCACCGUGCCCAGGCCCAAUGCCAGAAGCGGCUCAAAGAAGUCCUGCAGAGGCCAGCUGACAUAAUGGAAUCAGACAAAGGAUGGGCAUCUGCAUCCACAUCAGGGAAGCCUAAGAAAGACAAGGCAUCUGGGAAGCUCUACCCUGAGUCCGAGGAGGACAAGGAGGCGCCCACUGGCAGCAGGCGCCGAGGGCGCCCCUGCCUGCCCGAGUGGGACCACAUCCUUUGCUGGCCGCUGGGGGCACCAGGUGAGGUGGUGGCCGUGCCCUGUCCCGACUACAUUUAUGACUUCAAUCACAAAGGCCAUGCCUACCGUCGGUGUGACCGCAAUGGCAGCUGGGAACUGGUGCCUGGGCACAACCGGACAUGGGCCAACUACAGCGAGUGUGUCAAGUUCCUGACCAAUGAGACUCGUGAACGGGAGGUGUUUGACCGCCUGGGCAUGAUCUACACCGUGGGCUACUCUGUCUCCCUGGCCUCCCUCACCGUGGCUGUGCUCAUCUUGGCGUACUUCAGGUGGCUCUGUCCUUGACCAGAGCCUGGCCCUUCCUGCCCUCGUGACCAGCACCACUUGUCCUAUGUUAUGAGCAGCCCUCAGCCCAUCUCCAACUUCUGCACAUGCAGGCCUGCCUUCUGGCUAACACCACUGCUCUCCUAGGCGGGCUGCAGGGUAGCUGUGACCUUCUUCCUUUACUUCCUGGCCACCAACUACUACUGGAUUCUGGUGGAGGGGCUGUACCUGCAUAGCCUCAUCUUCAUGGCCUUCUUCUCAGAGAAGAAGUAUCUGUGGGGCUUCACGGUCUUCGGCUGGGGUCUGCCCGCCAUCUUCGUGGCCGUGUGGGUCAGUGUGAGAGCCAGCCUGGCCAACACCGGGUGCUGGGACUUGAGCUCCGGGAACAAGAAGUGGAUCAUCCAGGUGCCCAUCCUGGCCUCCAUCGUGCUCAACUUCAUCCUCUUUAUCAACAUCGUCCGGGUGCUGGCCACCAAGCUGCGGGAGACCAAUGCCGGCCGGUGUGACACGCGGCAGCAGUACCGGAAGCUGCUCAAAUCCACGCUGGUGCUCAUGCCGCUCUUUGGCGUCCACUACAUCGUCUUCAUGGCCACGCCGUACACCGAGGUCUCAGGGACGCUCUGGCAAGUCCAGAUGCACUACGAGAUGCUCUUCAACUCCUUCCAGGGAUUUUUUGUCGCCAUCAUAUACUGUUUCUGCAACGGCGAGGUACAGGCUGAGAUCAAGAAAUCCUGGAGCCGCUGGACACUGGCACUGGACUUCAAGCGGAAGGCACGCAGCGGAAGCAGCAGCUACAGCUACGGCCCGAUGGUGUCUCACACGAGUGUGACCAACGUAGGCCCCCGCACAGGACUCGGCCUGCCCCUCAGCCCCCGCCUGCUGCCCGCCGCCACCACCAACGGCCACCCCCCGCUCCCCGGCCACACCAAACCGGGGGCCCCGGCCCUCCAGACCACACCACCUGCCGUGGCUGCUCCCAAGGACGAUGGGUUCCUCAAUGGCUCCUGUUCGGGGCUGGACGAGGAGGCCUCUGCGCCGGAGCGGCCACCUGCCCUGCUGCAGGAGGAGUGGGAGACAGUCAUGUGA
This is a messenger RNA of Puma concolor (puma), 1719 nucleotides long. The record is from RefSeq and is a predicted model, not a curated record. Lineage: Eukaryota; Metazoa; Chordata; Mammalia; Carnivora; Felidae.